AUGGCCCAACAUCACUAUGACGCCCUGAUCGUCGGCGCCGGCUUCGGCGGCAUCUACCAGCUGCACAAGCUCCUCUCUCUCGGCCUCUCGGUACGUGUCGUCGACGUGGCCGGCGACGUCGGAGGCACAUGGUACUGGAACCGAUACCCCGGCGCCAUGAGCGACACCGAGUCCUUCGUGUACAGGUAUUCCUGGGACACCGAGGAUCUACAGACGUACCCGUGGAGUCACCAUUACGUGAAGCAGCCGGACGUGUUACGAUACUUGGAGCAUGUUGUCGAGAAGUUUGGGUUCAGAAAAUACAUGCAGUUCAACACCGAGAUGGUGGGCGCAGACUGGGACGACGAGGCGGGCGUUUGGAGAGUCGAGAUUGGGGACGGAGACGUCUUCGUCGUGAGGUACCUGGUCACCGCGUUGGGACUCCUUUCCAGGGCAAAUUAUCCUGACAUUCCUGGCAUUGAGGAGUUCCGAGGCGAGAUGUGCCAUACGGCCAAGUGGAGGCCGGAGCUGGAUGUCGCGAACAAGAGAGUGGGAGUCAUUGGGUGUGGAUCGACCGGAGUGCAGGUCAUCACGGAUAUCGCAAGCAAGGUCAAGACCUUGACAUCGUUCCAGCGACAUCCGCAGUAUUCAGUCCCGAGUGGAGACGGCCCUGUGAGUGCCGAGUACAGGGCGCACGUCAACCAGAAUUACCCGGAGAUCAUGAAGCAGGUGCGCAACUCGAUAUGCGGGUUCGGCUUCGUGGAGUCGACGACUCCCUUCCAGUCGGUCCCAGAAGAGGAACGAGAGCACGUCUUUGAACAACUUUGGCAGAAGGGCAACGGCUUCCGCUUCAUGUUCGGUGGGUUCAGCGACAUCUCGACAGAUCGCGAGGCAAACGAGGCAGCAUGUGCGUUCAUCCGCAAGAAAAUCGCCCAGAUCGUCAAAGAUCCCGAGAAGGCCCGGAAGCUCAUGCCCCGCGACUACUACGCGAGAAGACCGCUCUGUGACGGCGGCUACUACGAGCAGUUCAACCGAGACAACGUCGAGAUCGUGGAUCUUACGCAGACGGCCAUCACGAGGAUCACGCCCACGGGGAUCGAGACCGACGAUGGCACCGUCCAUGAAAUGGACGUCAUCAUCUUUGCCACGGGCUUCGACGCGAUCGAUGGCAACUACAACCGCGUGAGGAUCCGCGGCAGGGCAGGGGAGACGUUGAAGCAACACUGGGAACCGGCCGGUCCGACCAGUUAUCUUGGUGUCUUUGUACCCGGAUUUCCGAACCUGUGCAUGAUUACAGGGCCGCAAGGUCCUUUCAGCAACAUCCCGCCCGCCAUCGAACUGCACGUCGAGCUGAUUGCGUCAAUGAUCGAGCGGGCCGAGCAAAGUAGGCGAGUUGGGCGCACCGCUGUCCACGAUGUGAUCGAGGCACUCCCGGAGGCAGAAGAAGAAUGGGUACGACAAUGUGAACGAGCAGCAGAAGGGAGCCUGUUCAAAGAAACCGCGUCCUGGAUAUUUGGCAAUAACGUCACAGGAAAGAAAGUCGCAUUACGGUUCUACUUUGGUGGACUGGCCAAGUAUAGAGAGGCGGUCCAAAGUAUCAUUGAUGAUGGUUACCGCGGGUUCAGGCCACUAGGUGAGCAGACCACGGCAUCAGAGACGGCAGUGAGGGCGAACCAUGUACCUAUCGAAGUUGUGAAUGUCCCUUCAGGGCUGGUCAAGAGCUGA
Cladophialophora carrionii CBS 160.54 is the source of this 1704-nucleotide messenger RNA. RefSeq lists its product as uncharacterized. The record is from RefSeq and is a predicted model, not a curated record. The coding region runs from base 1 to 1704 and encodes 567 amino acids. Lineage: Eukaryota; Fungi; Ascomycota; Eurotiomycetes; Chaetothyriales; Herpotrichiellaceae. The transcript is spliced from 2 exons. Gene Ontology annotation, molecular function: N,N-dimethylaniline monooxygenase activity; flavin adenine dinucleotide binding; NADP binding.